UCUCUCUCUCUUUUACAAUCCACGGCCACGGAGUGAGCCGAGUCACCGCCUCUGUUCUUCAUCUCUGCUUCUCCUCCUCCUCCUUCCUCUUCUUCAACUUCAACACUCAAAUCUGUAAAUGGAAAACGUUUCAUAUCCAUUCUAAGUUAUCACUUUGAAUGAACUUGCUGUUGGCCGUUACCAGCAGCAGCAGCAUCAGCGGCACUGUUUUAUCGGAUAAUUUCGUUUACAACAACGUUUCUCGGUAUUGCUUCUUACUUCCUGGCCCCGAUUGCGAUUUUCUCGUUCAGAUACGAUUGUAUAGGGAGUUUGGAGAAUAGUAGAAGUUUGAGAUGGGGAACACAAUGGGAGGGGUAUGUUCUAAUGGAAUAGUUAAGGAUGAUUUCGUGUCUGAGAAGAUAACGCAAACAUCUGAGGAUGGGAAAGGGAAUUCGUGUUCGAAUUUUGAGGCAAGUGACCCGAAUGAAAUGCUGCAGAAGUCUUGUUCUAGUGUGAUACUAUUGCCCUCACCUCCGUCUAAGACUGGAAGCAAUAAGGUUGCACCAGUGAAUGCACAAGCAGGGGCUCGCGGGAGGGCAGUUGAUUUAUGGAAAACAAUUGGGAUUAGUCUGCCAAAUUUGCAUAUGAACAAUGGGGUUUUUACAGGCAUGGCUACUAAUGGUAGGGAGAUUUCUAUAUUGGCUUUUGAAGUAGCAAACACAAUAAGCAAAGUAGCAAAUUUGUCACAAUCUCUAUCAGAAGGAAACAUCCAGCUCCUUAAAAAGGAACUAUUACAAUCGGAAGGAAUGAAACAAUUAAUCUCAACAAGUUUAGAGGAAUUGCUAAGCAUCGCAGCCGCUGACAAAAGGCAGGAAUUGGAUGUCGUCUCACGGGAGGUAAUACGAUUUGGAAACGCAUGCAAGGAUUCAAAGUGGCAUAAUCUGGAUCAGUACUUUUCAAGACUAGAUUUGAAUGAUUUAAGUCAAAAACAAGCUCGAGAGGCCAGAGCAGCCUUGGAGGAACUAACCGUUUUAUCUCAGAAUACUUCUGAAUUAUACCAUGAAUUACAAGCAUUGGAAAGAUUUGAGCAAGAUUACAGACGGAAAGUUGACGAAGUGGAGUUCUUGAACCAAGCAGGAAUAGGAGAAAGUCUCUCGAUCUUCCAAGGAGAAUUAAACGUACAAAGAAAGCUUGUAAGGAGUUUCCAAAGCAAGUGCCUUUGGUCCAGAAAUCUUGAUGAGAUUGUGGAAAAGCUCGUUAUCGUUGUAACAUGGAUAAAUCAAACAAUAGCCAAAGCAUUUGGUGAAGACAACACAGAUAAAACAUUGCUUACCGAGGACAGAAGUAAUGGCCAGAAACUGGGUGCUGUUGGUCUUGCCUUGCAUUAUGCAAACAUAAUAAGCCAGAUAAAUCUCAUUGCAUGUCGUCCAACCUCCAUUCCUUCAAACAUGAGGGAUGCAUUAUAUCGGGCAUUGCCUACAAGUGUCAAAAUAGCUCUGCGCUCUCGAUUGCGGCCUGUGAAUGCCAGUGAGGAGCUAACUUAUUUUGAUGUCAAAGCUGAAGUGGAUAAGAUCCUUGAAUGGCUUGCACCAAUUGCUGCAAACACGACCAAAGCGCAUCAAUCAUGUGGCAGAAUUGGAGAAUGGGCAACCCAAAGUAAGGAACACAGCAAAGGUAGAGCUAAACAAACCAACAAUCCAAUCCGCCUUCAAACGCUGUACCAUGCAGACAAAGUAAAAACAGAGCAACAAAUCCUUGAAUUGAUCACAUUGCUUCACCAUCUCAUCCAUUUAGCAAAACAGCAACAACAACGCUCCACAUCUCUCCGUUGCCGAUCUCCAACUCCCAAGGACAUGGCAAAUAAUGUUCGUCGGAUACAAUUCAAGAGCCAAAUCAUCAGAUCCAACAAGGAUGGAGUUCCGGCCAACAGCAGACCAUCCACCGGCCAAACUCCAAUCAGAAAGAGGGAGCUCAGUAACAACAAAGGUACGGAAUCCUACAAAAGUGAGACUAAAGGAAUUUGGACUUUAAGCAAAGCGGUUUCGGUUUCGACUGUGAGUUCUCUUGGUAGAGUCUAGAUUUGAGUUUAAAACAAAAACAAAAACAAGAAAAAAAAAACAAAGGAAAGAAGGAUGAUGCUCGGAAUUGGGUUAGUGUAGAAAAAAACAGUUUUGAGUACCUCAUACGUUCAUACUCGCAAUGAAAAUAAAUGUAGGAAUUUUUUUUUAAAGAUUA
This is a messenger RNA of Benincasa hispida (wax gourd), 2214 nucleotides long. The record is from RefSeq and is a predicted model, not a curated record. Lineage: Eukaryota; Viridiplantae; Streptophyta; Magnoliopsida; Cucurbitales; Cucurbitaceae.